Staurois parvus is the source of this 330-nucleotide messenger RNA. NCBI's taxonomy places the organism in Eukaryota, Metazoa, Chordata, Amphibia, Anura, Ranidae. The record is from the annotation of a GenBank genome assembly.
AAUUCUGCAAGUGGUUCUGAUUUACUAUCGCUGUUCUCUAGCUGUUCUAAAACCACUUUUGACCUAAAGGGAUGCUUUUUGGACGCCAUGGACGUUUCUCAGUUUCCAGGCAGAAAGAACAGUCAAAAUGCAGGCAGGGCACAGGACAAAGCACUAGGGACAAAAUGUAUGUGAAAUGGUUUGAUACAUGAAUGUCACUUUUUUGUCAUUUUUGAAUUUUCCUGCCGUUCCGUCCCCCAGUACGUCCCGACACUCACAGGGGACGGAACCCAGAAGACAGAUGCCGGCAUCUGCCGGAUUACAUUGCCGGGGACACUGCAGGAGGGACAU